Messenger RNA from Lineus longissimus, 1553 nucleotides. Its product is annotated as protein phosphatase methylesterase 1-like. Bases 11 to 1174 code for a protein of 387 amino acids. Gene Ontology annotation, molecular function: protein methylesterase activity. The record is from RefSeq and is a predicted model, not a curated record. Gene Ontology annotation, biological process: protein demethylation. The transcript has 13 exons. NCBI's taxonomy places the organism in Eukaryota, Metazoa, Nemertea, Pilidiophora, Heteronemertea, Lineidae.
CACAGUAAAAAUGUCUUCACUUGAAAAGCGGCUACACCUCAAUAAACUUCCUCCUAUGCCCCCAUCUGGCAUUGGUGGAGGAUUAUCCAAGAGGCCGAUGAUGAGGAAAAAGGACUACUCGCCCGUUACAUGGGAUAAAUAUUUUGAUAAUAAAGAAGAUGUUAAAGUGUCUGAACGAGAAAUAUUUCGUUUGUACUCAUGUGGAGAUGCUGGGCCUGUCUUAUUUUUCCUCCAUGGUGGAGGAUUUUCUGCCUUGUCCUGGGCCCUACUCUCAUCGGUUCUGAGUGGCCUAAUCAGAUGUCGAUGUGCUGCUGUGGAUCUCCGUGGACAUGGUGACACCAGAACGGCAGACGACAAGGACCUCUCCAUUGGCACUUUAUCAAGUGAUGUUGGUAACAUCAUCAAAGCCAAGUAUGGUGAAGACCCUCCUCCAAUUAUGCUAAUAGGACACAGCAUGGGAGGAGCGAUUGCUAUACACACAGCAGAGAAACAGUUGAUUCCGUCUCUGAUUGGACUGUCUGUCAUAGAUGUGGUGGAGGGUACAGCCCUCGAUGCACUAAACAGUAUGCAGAGCUUUCUUCGGAGUCGACCGUCGUUAUUCAAUUCAUUGGAACAUGCCAUCGAGUGGAGUGUGCGGAGUGGCCAAAUAAGAAAUCUUGAAUCGGCUAGGGUGUCCAUGGGUGGUCAAGUCACGAGGGUCAAUCCAGGCGAAGAUGUCUCAUCUCUAAACAUGGAAACAACGGUUCAUUCAACACCCACCAAUAAUACAAUAUCAGAAGAGGAGGAAGAAGAAGGAGAAUCGUCAAAAUCAAAUUCAGGGAACACAGAAAAUAAAAAUACUGGAGCAACAGCAUCAAAUGAAAAAUUUACGUGGCGGAUAAAUCUAUCAAAGACGGAAAAAUAUUGGGAAGGGUGGUUUAGUAAACUGUCGUCAUUAUUUCUAUCGUGUGAAGUGCCAAAAAUGCUACUUCUUGCCGGGGUGGACAGAUUAGACAAGGAACUCACAAUAGGACAGAUGCAAGGUAAAUUCCAGAUGCAAGUGUUACCCCAGUGUGGUCAUGCUGUGCAUGAGGACGUGCCAGAAAAGGUGGCAGACGUCAUCGCAGCAUUCAUCACGCGUCACAAGUUUGCGGAAGCCACAGACAAGUUCCACAAGACAUUCCCUGCCUGUUGAGGAUUGACGUCUGCUCGGAGAAGCUCCUCUGGAUUUAGGACAAGGGAGAAACUUCGACUGGAGAUAUUCAUAUGUUAUGGACUUUUACUAAUUUGGCCUACUGCUAUGAUAAAAUCAUAGAAUGGUGUAUAUCUGUACAUGAACAGGCACAGGGCUGCCAACCAACAGUACUUCAAUGAUCCAUUCAGAGCACUGAAAGUCACUGGUAAUAAUGUUGAAUAGUACUAAUAUGAUGGGCAAGAAUACAAAGAAAGGGAGCUGUCUGAAAACAUUUCCUGAUAGCCAUCAUGGAGGGUUGGCAGCUCUGCCGGACUGAAGUAAGAAUCCGUUGAUUUAUAAGUUGUGUUCAGCACUCUAAAUGUAUAGAAAAAAAUAAGAA